Molecule: messenger RNA, 4199 nt
Organism: Megalops cyprinoides (Indo-Pacific tarpon)
Lineage: Eukaryota; Metazoa; Chordata; Actinopteri; Elopiformes; Megalopidae
Gene: ints7
Product: integrator complex subunit 7
Exons: 20
Coding region: 75-2978 (967 amino acids)
Biological process (GO): snRNA 3'-end processing
Cellular component (GO): integrator complex
Source: RefSeq, a predicted model, not a curated record
UUCUAUGUCAUUGUGGGUGAUAUUAUUUUGUUUUAUUUUGGUCGCAAAAGUUCGUGAAUUUGUUAAGACAAACCAUGUCGCUGUCUACAGCACGUUCGUUCCUUUCAGAAGCAGGUUACGGAGAACAAGAAUUAGAUGCAAAUUCCGCUCUCAUGGAGUUGGAUAAAGGACUGCGAUCCGGCAAGCUGGGAGAACAGUGUGAGGCGGUGGUUCUCUUUCCCAAACUCUUUCAAAAAUAUCCGUUCCCGAUUCUCAUCAAUUCUGCCUUCCUAAAGCUGGCGGAUAUCUUCAGACUGGGGAACAACUUCCUUCGGCUGUGUGUGCUGAAGGUGACGCAACAGAGCGAGAAACACCUGGAGAAGAUCCUGAAUGUGGAUGAGUUUGUGAAGAGGGUUUUCUCUGUCAUACACAGCAAUGACCCGGUGGCCAGAGCCAUCACACUCAGGAUGCUGGGCAGCAUGGCUUCUAUAAUCCCAGAGAGGAAAAAUGCCCACCACAGCAUUCGCCAGAGUCUCGACUCCCAUGACAAUGUUGAAGUGGAGGCAGCCAUAUUUGCCGCAGCCAGCUUCUCGGCACAAUCAAAGGAUUUUGCUGCAGGAAUUUGCAACAAAAUCAGUGAGAUGAUUCAAGGUCUGGACACGCCGGUGGACCUGAAGCUGAAGCUCAUCCCCAUGCUUCAGCACAUGCACCAUGAUGCCGGCCUGGCCUCCAGCAGCAGGCAGCUCCUGCAGCAGCUGGUCACCUCCUACCCCUCCACCGAGAUGGUCAUCGUCACCCUUCACACCUUUACCCAGCUGGCAGCCUCCUCCCUCAUAGACAUCCCCAAACAGAUUCAGCUGCUGCUGCACUACCUGAAGGAGGACCCCCGAAAGGCAGUGAAGAGACUGUCCAUCCAGGACCUCAAGUUCCUGGCCAAAAAGGCUCCGCACCUUUGGACCAGAGAGAACACUCAGGCACUGUGUGAGUGUGCCCUGAGUAUUCCCUACAACAGUCUGAAGCUGGGCAUGCUGUCUGUGCUGUCCACACUCUCUGGAACCAUCGCCAUCAAGCAGUACUUCAGCCCUGCUGCAGGCAGCGCUCCAGGAACGUCUCGACCCACCGACCUCGUCAGGCUGGCGCAGGAGUGCUGUUACCACAGCAACCUGGCUGUGGCUGCCCAUGGGGUCACCGUGCUUUCCAACAUCGCCAUCUCCUGCCCGGAGAAAGAUGUGUUGCAGCUGGAACAGGACACAGUGCUGGGUGUGGAGUCUCUGCUGGUGAUGUGCAGUCAGGACGACAGCCCCAGUGCCCAGGCCACGCUGAAGACGGCCCUCACCUCCCUGGUGAAGCUGCUGAAGAGCCGCCCCCACCUGAGCCAGCCGGCCGUGGAGUUCCUGCUGUGCCAGCUGCGAUGCGCCAGGGACCCCGCCCGCGUCCUCAUGUGCCACGCCCUGGCCGCCAUCGCCAUGCAGCUGCCCGUGCUGGGGGAGGGCAUGCUGGGAGAUCUGGUGGACCUCUACAGGGUCGCCGGGCGCUCGGCUUCCGACAAACAGCAGGAGCUGCUGGUUUCCCUAGCAACGGUGGUCUUUGUGGCCAGCCAGUCAUCCCUGUCAGCGGAAGUGAAGACGGUGAUCAAGCAGCAGCUGGAGAACGUGGCAAAUGGCUGGACAGUGUACCGGAUCGCCCGGCAGGCCUCGCGCAUGGGCUGUCACGAGUUCUCCAGCGAGCUGUACCAGAGCCUGCGCACCCGCGUGGCCUCGGAGCACUUCUACUUCUGGCUGAACAGCCUGAAGGAGUUCUCCCAGGCCGAGCAGUGCCUCAGCCGCCUGAAGGACGGGGACUACAGCGGAGCCAUGACCGCCAUCGCCGAGGCCCUCAGGUCCUACCAGAAGGGCAUCGCCUCGCUCACGGCCGCCAGCACGCCCCUGAGCCCGCUGGCGUUCCAGUGCGAGUUUGUGAAGCUGCGCAUCGCCACGCUACAGGCGCUCUCGCAGCUCAUCUGCACCUGCAACAGCUUGAAGACCAGCCCGCCCCCCGCCAUCGCCACCACCAUCGCCCUGACCUCCGGCAGCGAGCUGCAGCGCUGCGGGCGCAUCUCCACGCAGAUGAGGGUGUCGAUGGACGAGUUCCGGAACCUGGCCACACGUUACGCCGACCUGUACCAGUCCUCGUUCGACGCGGACCCGGCUACCCUCAGAAACGUAGAGCUGCAACAGCAGAGCUGCCUACUGAUCUCUCAUGUGAUUGAGGCCCUCAUUCUGGACCCGCACACUUCCAGCUUCCAGGACUACAGCAUCCUGGGAUCGGAGCAGGCGGAGAGUGAGUAUGAGCGGAGGAUGAUGUCCGUCUUCAACCACGUGCUGGAGGAGGUGGAGUCUCUCAGCAGGAAACACCCGCCUGUCUCCUACCUGCACACGGGCUGUCUCUGUGACGCGGUCAUCGCUCUGCUGAAGGUCCCGCUGUCGUUCCAGAGGUACUUCUUCCAGAAGCUGCAGUCCACCAGCAUCAAGCUUGCUCUUUCUCCAUCACCUCGGAGCCCAACUGAACCAAUAGCAGUGCAGAACAACCAGCAGCUGACACUGAAGGUGGAGGGCGUGGUGCAGCAUGGCUCCGCCCCAGGGCUGUUCCGGAAGAUCCAGUCGGUCUGCCUGAAUGUUAGCUCCACCCUGCAGAGCAAGACCGGACAGGACUACAAGAUUCCGUUAGAGACAAAGACCAAUGAGAUCGAGCAGAGGGUGGAGCCCCACAACGAUUACUUUAGCACCCAGUUCCUGCUUAACUUCUCCAUCCUGGGCAGCCACACGGUCACCGUGGAGACCUCUGUGGUGGACUGCAGUGGCAUCGAGUGGAAGACGGGACCCAAGAGCACGGUGGCCGUCAAGUCCCUGGAAGACCCCUACUCCCAGCAGCUGCGCCACCAGCUCCAGCAGCAACAGCAAUCCCAGCAGACCUUGCCUCAGCCCGCCCCCCAGAGGAGCGUCUACACCCGCUUCCAGUGACUCCUCCCUGCCCUCCCUCCUGCCAAGCCCGUCCCUCCCUGCUCUGUCCCCUGUGUUUAGUAUAAGGUCAGCUGAAAUAACCAGUGGGAGCAUCUUUGUAAAGUAUGGUGGUUCUGUGUUCUGAGAGGGAUGGUUCUGUUUAGGGGUGGUCUGGGAGGGGUGAGUCAUUUUUUUUAUGUUCGCUUCAUGUUGGUGUCAUCACCUUCUCCACACGACUAGAUCAACACUGGAUUCAGGACUGUUUCAUAGAAGGCGGUCCAUUUUCUUUAAUGACCAGAAUGUUCAGCAGUGCCUCAUAUUGUUUGAAGUCCUUCAUUUCAAGUGUUACCUUGGAGUUCCACCGCAGAUGUUUGAAUACUUGGCAUAGCCAAAAGAAAUGCAGCCAUAAUUAUUAAGGCAGAAAAAGGAGUGUAUUCUGAUUGAUCACAUCUUGUCUCUGCUUUAUGCGCUAGUAGGCGUGAAGAGGAUCAAAUGAACAAGGCUGCAAUGUUUCAUUGUUUUUUUAUACAACUAUUUUUUGCCAAGGUAAGUUGAGACCUUUAACUUACAGAACACCAUUUGAAGAACCAGAUUUGUUCCUAAAACUACAAAUAAAUGAAAUGCAGCUGACAAGUUACACUUGUCUGUUAUUCAGGACCACGUGUCAGGUUUGAAAACGGUGUAUUGGCUACAUGCACAGGAGUACGUAACUGGUACUUACAGGGUUAACAAAACAUAUUUCCAAUGCAAAAACUUUUGAUGUCACAAAACUUUAACAUCACUGUUCACGUGAAAACCUUUCAAUACUUAAUCAGUACUGAUUGAAACUGCCAGUGAUGUUCCCUCAUGUUAAUCAUUAAAAUAAAAAAAUCUUUGUUUUUUUUUUUACAUUUAGCAGGAGAGGAAUUUGUAAUCCAUUUCCCUUCUCCACUGUCCUAAUACUGAACAGACCCUUGACUUUGAAUACGAUAAUUCAAAUUGACCUUUGUGCAACAACCUGCCCGCCUUUUUUUGCGUAAUCAGCGUGUGUUAAGCAAUGAGGUACUCCAGCCCAAUCAUUCUGUCUCAUUAUUCUACUGGGAGUCGUGUAGUCUGUUAUUACAGCCCUUUGUUAUGAAACCAGAGGAGCUGGUCGGAAUCCAUAUGAGUUGGUUCUUCCGCUGAUUGCUGUCUAAUAAAUUGUAUGAAAUUACCAACACAAUCAUUGUUUGAUUGACAGGCAGGCGUGGGGAGGGACAGGAG